Messenger RNA from Gamsiella multidivaricata, 1188 nucleotides. RefSeq lists its product as uncharacterized. Bases 1 to 1188 code for a protein of 395 amino acids. Lineage: Eukaryota; Fungi; Mortierellomycota; Mortierellomycetes; Mortierellales; Mortierellaceae. The record is from RefSeq and is a predicted model, not a curated record. The transcript has 2 exons.
AUGGCCCUUUUCAGUUCGCAAUGGGCCUCCGCCCUGGUCGAGCUACCCACGCUGACCUUCCAUCACGCCCUGCUUCCCCUCAGCAUCUUCUCUGCGCUCCAUGGCAUCCGCGUCUCCAUGGCAUACCGUCAGGCCCUGGAGCAUGCUGCGGAGCAGUCCCUCAGGGACGGCACAGGAACCAGGCCUGCUCGUGUACCCUGGGGCCAAGCCCUGCUCUCCGUCCUCACAAUGUCCCUUGGCGGCGGCUUCACUGCCAGCAUGUUACUUGGUAUGCCUCCCUCAUGGCUCGGCUCCAACAUAACGGUCCCAACAUACGCUCUGUCUUUCGUCUUGGUCCAGUACACGUUCCUGUACGAUGUGCUAAAGGACAUGGUCCCCCCCGCGAUCCUUAAUCCUAUCCUCCUUAUCGCUGACGGAUCUCUGAGAGCACUGUCGAUUGCCAAGCUGGGUGUGGACGGCUCUAGGAUGCGCUUUGCAGCAGACAGCCACCAGGGUGGUGCAGGAGGCGUAAGCGAGCCCUGGUUUGCGAUGCUGUUGCUGGGUAUGAUUGCUGGCUCGGGCGGCGGUAUGUGGGCAGAUCUGCUCAAGAUGAAGACGCACCAAUGGACGCUCUCUACCCCCACAUUCGUUCACUCUGCCACAUACGAUAUGAAGGCGGCUUUAUUGAGCGCGCUUUUCUAUGCCGCAUCGACCUCUCCACAACUCCAUGGAUUACUGCGUGGAGGAGAUGCAGAAUAUCCGCUUUUCAAGAGUGGGCUGCUUGAACCGCAGGAUGCAAAGGCGAUGACCAUCCUGGUUAUGUGCACGGUUUUGCUGGGCCAGAAUGCGGAUAUAGCCUCCUACGGCUCAGUGCCUCUGAGCUGGAUCAGUUCGCUUCAGUCCAAAGCAGCGGUCUCCAAGAAGAACGACGAUGACGAUGAAUACGAGUCCAUUGGGUUGGCCAGGGUAGGCCAGGACGAUACAGCGCCCCAUCGUCCUUUGAGAAGACGCGGGCGACCAGCAAAGGUGUUGGCAGAGACGGCGCUGACAGCGGAAGAGGAUGGGGAAGAUGAAGAGGAGGAGUCUGUAAAGAAGAGCAAUCAGGGUAGGAAAAGGGCUAGCAGCAAGAAACCGGUAACACCAGAUCCAGAUACACAUUCGACUCGUAAUAGCACCCGUAUUCGCAAGCCGACCCGUAAGGACCUUUGA